Molecule: messenger RNA, 2168 nt
Organism: Elephantulus edwardii (Cape elephant shrew)
Lineage: Eukaryota; Metazoa; Chordata; Mammalia; Macroscelidea; Macroscelididae
Gene: LCP1
Product: lymphocyte cytosolic protein 1 (L-plastin)
Exons: 16
Coding region: 244-2127 (627 amino acids)
Biological process (GO): actin filament network formation; actin filament bundle assembly
Cellular component (GO): actin filament; cytoplasm; actin filament bundle
Molecular function (GO): actin filament binding; calcium ion binding
Source: RefSeq, a predicted model, not a curated record
CAGGUGACUUCUGUGGGGGAGGGGACCUGGGAGAAAAAAAAAGUUAAGUAAAAUGUCCUUAUAAAGACAAAAUCUAUUUCUUUCCUGGCUGAUGAUUUGUCACUCUAGUCACUUCCUGCCUUGUGACCACACACCCAGAGUUGACAAAGUUGCUCUACAGCUAAGAGUGAGAAGGGGCUUUGUCACACGCCAGGCCUACUGAGGACAGUUUUGCUACAAGGUCUGUUACCUAAGCAGUCAACAAUGGCUCGGGGAUCAGUGUCUGAUGAAGAAAUGAUGGAGCUCAGAGAAGCAUUUGACAAAGUUGAUACCAAUGGCAAUGGAUACAUCAGCUUCAAUGAGCUGAAUGAUUUGUUCAAAGCUGCCUGCUUGCCCCUGCCUGGUUAUAGAGUGAGAGAAAUUACCGAAAACCUGAUGGCAACAGGUGAUCUGGACAAAGACGGGAGGAUCAGCUUUGAUGAGUUUAUGAAGCUUUUUAGUGGACUGAAAAGCACAGAUGUUGCCAAGACCUUCAGGAAAGCAAUCAACAAAAAGGAAGGGAUUUGUGCAAUUGGAGGCACCUCGGAGCAAUCGAGUGCUGGCACUCAGCAUUCCUAUUCAGAGGAAGAAAAGUAUGCCUUUGUCAACUGGAUAAACAAGGCCCUUGAGAAUGACCCUGAUUGUCAGCAUGUCAUCCCAAUGAAUCCCAACACAAAUGACCUCUUUAGCUCCGUUGGGGAUGGCAUUGUUCUCUGUAAAAUGAUCAAUUUAUCAGUGCCAGAUACAAUAGAUGAAAGAACAAUCAACAAGAAGAAACUCACCCCUUUCACCAUUCAGGAAAAUCUGAACUUGGCUCUGAACUCUGCCUCAGCCAUUGGGUGCCAUGUGGUCAACAUUGGAGCCGAGGACUUAAAGGAGGGGAAGCCCUACCUGGUCCUGGGACUUCUGUGGCAAGUCAUCAAGAUUGGGUUGUUCGCUGACAUUGAACUCAGCAGAAAUGAAGCUCUGAUUGCCCUUUUGAGAGAAGGAGAGAGCCUGGAAGAUCUGAUGAAGCUCUCCCCUGAAGAGCUCCUGCUGAGAUGGGCAAACUACCAUCUGGAAAAUGCAGGCUGUGGCAAAAUCACCAACUUCAGUACUGACAUCAAGGACUCAAAAGCUUAUUACCACCUGCUUGAACAGGUGGCUCCGAAAGGUGAUGAAGAAGGCAUUCCUGCUGUUGUUAUUGACAUGUCAGGACUGCGGGAAAAAGAUGACAUCCAGAGAGCAGAGUGUAUGCUGGUUCAAGCAGAGAGGCUGGGCUGCCGACAGUUUGUUACAGCUACUGAUGUGGUCCGAGGGAAUCCCAAACUGAACUUGGCCUUCAUUGCCAACCUCUUCAACAGAUACCCUGCUCUGCACAAGCCAGAGAAUCAGGACAUUGACUGGGGAGCUCUUGAAGGUGAGACGAGGGAGGAGCGGACAUUCAGGAACUGGAUGAACUCCUUGGGCGUGAAUCCUCGAGUCAAUCAUUUGUACAGUGAUUUAUCAGAUUCCCUGGUCAUCUUCCAGCUCUAUGAAAAGAUUAAAGUCCCUGUUGACUGGAACAGAGUGAACAAACCACCUUACCCCAAACUGGGGGGCAAUAUGAAGAAGCUGGAGAACUGCAACUACGCCGUGGACCUGGGGAAGAACCAAGCCAAGUUUUCCCUGGUUGGCAUUGCCGGACAAGACCUCAACGAAGGAAACCGCACGCUAACCCUGGCCUUGCUCUGGCAGUUGAUGAGAAGGUACACACUGAAUAUCCUUGAAGACAUUGGCGGUGGGCAGAAGGUCAAUGAUGACAUCAUUGUCAACUGGGUGAAUGAAACAUUGAAGGAAGCAGGGAAAAGCUCAUCCAUCUCCAGUUUCAAGGACCCGAAGAUUACAACAAGUCUGCCUGUUCUGGACCUCAUCGAUGCCAUUCAGCCAGGGUCCAUUAACUAUGACCUUCUGAAGACUGAAAACCUGGAUGAUGAGGAGAAGCUCAACAAUGCAAAAUAUGCCAUCUCCAUGGCCCGAAAAAUUGGGGCACGAGUGUAUGCCCUUCCAGAAGACCUGGUUGAAGUGAACCCUAAGAUGGUCAUGACAGUGUUUGCUUGCCUCAUGGGGAAAGGAAUGAAGAGGGCAUAAAGCCCAGUGGGUGGGUUGGGUCCAGCAUCCCCUGUCUGGCC